AUGUAUAUCUUGCAUGAAAGGUUUCAAUUCAACCAAAGUCGUCGGGUCAAAGAAACAAUAGAGAGUGGAAUCACGAGAGAACUGCUCAUGCAGAAUUUUCCGUUGAAGGAUUUUUCGUGGGGUGUGGCUCCUCCAUUGCAACCAAAGUCGCCAGAUGGUGAUCCACCUUCGGCGGAAUCAGAAUCGUUGACUUGCAGUCAACAUACCCCAGUCAUGAGACCCUGGGAAGACAAGACAGCUUUCGCCUUCACGUGUGAAGUUCAGCCUCUGUUGAAGGAGGGAUUGCAAAGCUGCCAACAUAAGCCGUUUCUCUAUAACUGUAGAAGCUUGAAUGGGUGUUUCGUGGCGAGAGAGACAGCAUUUUGA
Lathyrus sativus (Indian pea) is the source of this 366-nucleotide messenger RNA. The record is from the annotation of a GenBank genome assembly. Lineage: Eukaryota; Viridiplantae; Streptophyta; Magnoliopsida; Fabales; Fabaceae.